Dendrobium catenatum is the source of this 569-nucleotide messenger RNA. RefSeq names its product nodulin-related protein 1-like. The coding region runs from base 100 to 528 and encodes 142 amino acids. The transcript has a single exon. NCBI's taxonomy places the organism in Eukaryota, Viridiplantae, Streptophyta, Magnoliopsida, Asparagales, Orchidaceae. Gene Ontology annotation, biological process: response to heat; regulation of abscisic acid biosynthetic process. The record is from RefSeq and is a predicted model, not a curated record.
GAGUAAAUUGACGCUUCUUUGGAUCUUAAAAAUCACAUCUUUAUAUACAAUCAGAAAGACAAAUCCAAGACCUUCAGGCUUCAUCAUUUCUUCUUCUUCAUGGAUUCUCAUUCUGAGCACACAAAGCCCUCCUUGCACACACAGCCUUCCACUUCCCAGCUCCUAUCGAGCGCCAAGGUGGUCGCCAACGCAGCCAAAUCGGCUCUCCGCCAUGAAUCCACAGAGUUAGACAAGACGAAGCUGGCCGAGGCUGCGGAGGAUCUUCUUAGCGCAGCUUCUCACUAUGGAAAGUUUGAUGAUAAGAGCUACGGAAAGUAUGUGCAUAAGGCAGAGGGUUAUCUUCACCAAUACCACUAUUCCCAUUCUUCUUCAAGUUCGUCUUCAUCGCAUUCAUCAGCUAUAAAUUCAACCACAACGCAUUCUUCUUCAGCUGGUCAUUCUGGUCAUGUAGGCGGCGGCGGCGGUGGAUCGGACGGCGGGUUUGGGGAUUACCUGAAGCUGGCUGAGGGUUUGUUGAAGAAACAUUAAUUAUGCUUUUGUUAUCUUCUCUCUCGAUGUUUCUCAAAUAG